AUGCAUGCUCGGAUGCACAACCCCCACCAAACCCGAUGCACGUGGCAUUGCUUGACCCUCCUUCCCCCCUCCCCAUGUCUCCCCGAUGCUCCCCUCUUCCGCCCCACACUCUCCCCCCCCUUCUCUCCCUCCACUUCCCCCAAAACCCCCCUCCCUGACCCCCCACUGCCGACAGCCCAGGGGAAGCUGUCAGCAGCGAUGGGGGUACUGAGGGAGAUGAUGGCAGACGGCAUUCGCCCCAACGUGGUGGUGUUCACGCAGCUGCUGCACGGCUGUGCCCUCGCGCGCAACCGAGCCAUGGGCAUGCGCGUGCAUGAGAUGAUGCAGCAGCACGGCGUGCCACCCAAUGACUACCUGCAUGCCGCCAUGGUGGAGCUUUACCAUAAGACAGGCGACGUGAAUGGCGCCAUGGAGUACCUGGCAGAAGCAGAGGCGGCAGGGCACAAAGUAGGCGCCAACGCAGUGAGCGCGCUGGUCGAGGCCCUGGCAGCAGCCGGGCGCACAGAUGCAGCCCUAGCGGCGUUCCACCGGGGGCGAGCGCAGGGCGUGCAGCCCCUGCCAUACGCCGUGGGGACCAUGAUCAUGGCGCUUGGGCGGGCAGGCAAGGUGGACGACAUGAUGACGCUGUUCCGCGAGUCACGUCGAGGGGCACGAGGGGCGCAGAGGGGGAAGAAUUGGGGGGACGGGGAACCGCGGGGGAAAAAGGAGAGAGGGGAGGAUGGGGAGGAUGGGGAGAGCGGGCGGAAGGGGGAGCGGGGUGAGGGGGGGAGGCAGUGGGAGGGCGUGACGUGGCAGCAGGAGAUGCGGAGUGGGCAUGCGCUGGUGGUGCAGACGCUGGCGUGCCUCGUGCAGCUUCACGACGUGCAGCGCAUUCUGGAGGUAGCAGAGGAGAUCAAGGACGACCCUCAGCUCAACCGCCAGCAGAUCUUCGACCAGGUGUUACUGCCAGUGGCCAGGGGGUUACCGGACGAGAGGGGGGUGUGUCUGAUCGGGGUGAGAGAGGCUCUUCGCAUGUUCCAAGCCCUGCGCACUGUGGGAGUGCACGCGUCCCGCAUGGUGCUGGAAGCGCUGUUGGAUUCUUGUGCGGCCAUGGGGGACCUGCCCCGCGCCCUCCAUGUGAUGGAUGACAUGCAUCGCAACGACCUGCCACCCACCGUCUUCACUCUCUUCCGUCUCUUUCGAACGGCCAUAACAGCAGAGGACGAGGAUGCUGCUUGCGCCGCACUGCGCCAGAUGUCGCCCUCUGAUUUGUCCGAUGAGGACGUACAGCUGCUGGUGCUUAAAGCCCUCGAGCCCUUCAUCCGGGCGGCGGCUGAAGGUGGGGAGCAGAUGGCCCUGGCCAAUGAGACGCUGCCACGUGUCAGGGAGGAGGCUUAUGUGGCAAUUUUGAGAGCCAAUGCGCUCAAGAUGAGGGGCUUGGUAGGGAGAGAAGGGGAGAGGGGUGGGACGUGGAGAGAUAGAGGGGCGGGAGUGGGUGGGGAGAUUUCUGAGAUUCUGGCAAGGCAGCAGUCUCGGCAGUCAAAGGAAAACAGGACAGGAGAAUCAACGUGA
Closterium sp. Naga37s-1 is the source of this 1551-nucleotide messenger RNA. The record is from the annotation of a GenBank genome assembly. NCBI's taxonomy places the organism in Eukaryota, Viridiplantae, Streptophyta, Zygnematophyceae, Desmidiales, Closteriaceae.